AUGCCACCAGCGAAGUUACGAGGAUUUUCUGUAUCACAACUUUGCGUGAUCGAUGUUUCAGCAACAAUUAAAAUGUUUUCUUCUUUCGUCUUUAAGAAUAAAACUCAAGAGAGAAAUGAAUUUAAAGUUACUCAUGUAAGGGAUCGAAAGCUCGCAGACUCCACAGAAUUUCUCGUAAUUUAUUUCUUAACUUCAACGUGCCUAUGUGCAGAAAUUAAUUCAGAAGCUACUACGAAGCAGAAGAAUAAUAACAAAAUUCAUUCGAUGUCGAGAUGGAAGAUUCACAAAUGA
Molecule: messenger RNA, 291 nt
Organism: Clunio marinus
Lineage: Eukaryota; Metazoa; Arthropoda; Insecta; Diptera; Chironomidae
Source: the annotation of a GenBank genome assembly